Colletotrichum phormii is the source of this 1315-nucleotide messenger RNA. RefSeq names its product OPT oligopeptide transporter protein-domain-containing protein. Gene Ontology annotation, molecular function: oligopeptide transmembrane transporter activity. Gene Ontology annotation, biological process: transmembrane transport. Bases 49 to 954 code for a protein of 301 amino acids. The transcript is spliced from 7 exons. Gene Ontology annotation, cellular component: plasma membrane. NCBI's taxonomy places the organism in Eukaryota, Fungi, Ascomycota, Sordariomycetes, Glomerellales, Glomerellaceae. The record is from RefSeq and is a predicted model, not a curated record.
GCUGACCAGGCAUACUCCCCCGUAUAUCUCGCAGCUAGUAGUAUCACCAUGUACUACUACUUCUUCGCCGUUUAUGCCGCUACAGUUUCUUACGCUAUCCUCUAUCAUCGCCAUGAUAUUGCGCUUGGAUUCCGAAGUUUGUGGCGCAGUUUCAAGAAAGAGGCGUCGACCGAUUUCAAGGAUGUCCAUACGAGACUCAUGUCCAACUACCCCGAAGUUCCCGAAUGGUGGUAUCUGAUUCUUAACUUGGCUGCCAUUGCUUUCGGCUGUUGCUGCAUGACGAACGUCGGCGUCGUUUUCUUUGAUAUCGCACUUGCCCUGGUUUUCGUUAUUCCAACGGGCAUCAUCUUUGCCACCACUGGCAUGGAAGUUGAGUUCAACGUCCUUGCCGAAUUCAUUGGUGGUGCUUGGGAGCCAGGCAAUGCUUUGGCCAUGAACUUUUUCAAGUGCUUCGGUUAUGUCACCACGGCUCAUGCUCUUGACUUCGUCAACGACUUGAAGCUGGCUCAUUAUCUCAAGAUCCCGCAGAGACACACAUUCGCCGCUCAGGUUGUUGCUGUCUUUGUCUCAGCUUUUGUCUGCACUGGCGUUAUGAACUUCCAAAUCAGCAACAAUCCUGAUCUCUGCUCAACGAGCCAAAAGGACCGCUUUACUUGCCCAGGUGUAAAUACCUACUUCACCGCUGCAGUACUUUUCGGUAGUCUGGGUGCCAGCAAGGUCUUUGGCUCUGGCGGAAUCUACACGGCCCUGCUCUCAGCUUUUCCGGUCGGAUUUGCGCUUCCGUUCAUGUUCUACUAUUUCCAGCGCAAACUCCCUCGCACCCACUGGUUCGCCAAGAUUCACCUUGUGAUGAUUCUCAGCGGUGGUAUUAGCUGGUCCCCCUACAACAUUGCUUACAUGUGGCCGGCCGUUCUGCCUGGCUGGCUGAGCAUGGUGUAUCUCCCUCAGCGCUAGCUUGCGUUCUGGUCAAAGUAUAAUUACGUCUUGUCGGCGGCUUUCUCGACUGCUAUCGCCAUUGCUGGUGUCAUUAUCUUCUUUGCCGUUAGCUACCACGGAUUCGAGAUCAACUGGUGGGGCAAUGACUCGGAGAGUGGAUGCGAAUCUACCGCCUGCACGCUUCUCAAGCUGCCCAAGGGUGAGUACUUUGGGCCGCGCGUUGGAACUUACGCGGGCUAGUUUGAUUGAAUCUCGGAAGGUUUUGAGCGUGAGUAUGCAAGCCAGAGAGCAAGAAGAGUUAUUUGCACGGGCUCUCGCAUAUUAUCGUGUACUAGUAGCAAAGCACGGUACCAUAGCCUGCUAGCGAAAUAAACGUGAC